Messenger RNA from Cebus imitator (Panamanian white-faced capuchin), 4299 nucleotides. RefSeq names its product TBC1 domain family member 32 (gene TBC1D32). Gene Ontology annotation, biological process: non-motile cilium assembly. The transcript is spliced from 34 exons. The record is from RefSeq and is a predicted model, not a curated record. Bases 157 to 3972 code for a protein of 1271 amino acids. Lineage: Eukaryota; Metazoa; Chordata; Mammalia; Primates; Cebidae.
GCGCAUCGCUGACGUUCCGUCUCCGGGCCCUCCCAGCAGAUCAUUUCUGAUGUCUCUUGUGUUGUCAGUCGGGAGAGCCUGAGGUCUGUUAGUACUGAAGGCUUGCAGCGGCGAGUACCAGAGGCGAGACUUCGCGGACCCCUGCUUCCCCAAAGGAUGGCCCCUUUGUCCAGCGAGGACCAAGCGAUGGUGCAGGCAAUGCUGAGGCAGUUGUUCCAGAGCGUGAAGGAGAAGAUCACGGGUGCCCCCUCCCUGGAAUGUGCCGAGGAGAUUCUUUUACAUCUGGAGGAAACUGAUGAAAAUUUUCACAACUAUGAAUUUGUGAAAUACCUUAGACAGCAUAUAUGCACCACUUUGGGUUCUAUGAUUGAAGAAGAAAUGGAAAAAUGCACAUCUGAUGAGAAUCAGGGUGAAGAAUGUGGCUAUGACACAGUUGUACAGCACGUUAGUAAAAGAACUCAGGAAUCCAAAGAGACUUUUUUAACCGGAGAACUAUGGAGAAAGGCUAAGGAAAAGUAUAGGAAAGAAAGAGAUCGGCACAGUCCAAACAGCACUGUAACUAUGCCUAGGAGUUACAGAUUUUGUCAAGGAAAAUUACAAUUGAUUUUAGACCAGUUGGAUCCUGGGCAACCUAAAGAGAUGAGAUAUGAAGCCUUGCAAACAUUAUGUUCAGCUCCUCCGUCUGAUGUCCUGAACUGUGAAAAUUGGACUACUCUCUGCGAAAAACUGACAAUGUCUCUUUCAGAUCCUGAUCCUGUGUUUAGUGACCGGAUUUUAAAAUUCUAUGCACAGACAUUUUCACUUUCUCCAUUACAUAUGACCAAGGAAAUUUAUACACGCUUAGCUAAGUAUUUGGAGUUAUACUUUCUUUCUAGGGAAAAUCAUAUUCCUACUCUUUCGGCUGGUGUAGAUAUAACUAAUCCUAAUAUGACUCGCUUACUUAAAAAGGUUCGUCUUCUAAAUGAGUAUCAGAAAGAGGCUCCAUCUUUCUGGAUUCGUCAUCCAGACAAGUAUAUGGAAGAAAUUGUGGAGAGUACUUUGUCCUUGUUAACAGUUAAACAUGAUCAAAGCCAUGUUGUCUCACAAAAGAUUUUGGAUCCAAUCUACUUUUUUGCGUUAGUUGAUACCAAGGCUGUGUGGUUCAAAAAAUGGAUGCAUGCACAUUAUAGCAGAACUACUGUAUUAAGACUUCUUGAAAAGAAAUAUAAGUCUCUGAUAACUACAGCUGUUCAACAGUGUAUUCAGUACUUGGAACUGUGUAAGACUAUGAAAGCUGAUGAAACUUUGAGACAUUCAAAGCAUUGCAGAAAUAAGCAGAAACCUUUCCACUACUUAGGACAAGAAUUACAAUAUAUUUAUUUCAUUCACUCACUCUGCCUUUUAGGAAGAUUAUUGAUCUAUACACAAGGCAGAAAACUAUUUCCUAUUAAGUUGAAGAAUAAAAAAGGUUUGGUAUCCCUCAUAGAUCUGCUUGUUCUAUUUAUUCAGCUUAUCUGUUACUCACCAAAUUGUCCAAAGAUGACAUCAGCUGCACAUUCAGAGAAUUACUCUCCUGCAAGUAUGGUGACUGAAAUUCUAUGGAUGCUCUGUGAUCAAAAAGAAUGUGCGGUCAAAUGCUUAUAUAACAACAUUGUAAUAGAAACACUUCUUCAGCCUGUUCACAAUUUAAUGAAAGGAACUGAGGCAUCUCCAAAUUGCUCUGAGACAGCUUUAAUUCAUAUAGCUGAUAUUUUGGCAAGAAUUGCAUCUGUAGAAGAAGGACUUAUUUUACUUCUUUAUGGAGAUAAUAUGAACUCUUCUGAAGAAGGUUCUACAGGUGCUCACAUAAUUGCCCAGUUUUCUAAAAAACUUCUCGAUGAAGAUAUUUCUAUAUUUUCUGGAUCGGAAAUGUUGCCUGUGGUUAAAGGAGCUUUUAUUUCAGUGUGUCGUCAGAUAUAUAGUACAUGUGAAGGCUUGCAGGUGCUAAUCACUUAUAAUUUGCAUGAAUCUUUAGCAAAGGCAUGGAAAAAGACAAGUUUGCUAUCAGAAAGAAUUCCUACUCCAGUAGAGGGUUCUGAUUCUGUUUCUUCAGUAAGCCAGGAAUCCCAAAACAUUUUGGCUUGGGAAGAUAAUUUGUUAGAUGAUAUACUACAUUUUGCUGCCACCCCCAAAGGAUUACUGCUUCUUCAAAGAACAGUUGCCAUCAAUGAAUGUGUGACAUUUAUGUUCAACCGAUAUGCAAAAAAAUUACAGGACAGCAGGCAUAAAAAUUUUGGCUAUCAAGUUUUGGUUACACAAGUGGCGUCAACAGCUGCAGGUGCCAUUGCACUAAAAAAGUCAGGAUUUAUUAAUGCACUUACAACUGAAUUAUGGUCCAAUCUGGAAUAUGGAAGAGAUGAUGUCAGGGUAACCCAUCCCAGAACUACUCCAGUGGAUCCUAUUGAUCGAAGCUGUCAAAAGUCUUUUUUAGCACUGGUGAGCUUGUUAUCCUAUCCUGCUAUUUAUGAACUGAUAAGCAAUCAAGAGCUUCCUAAUAAAGCAGAAUAUUCUCUUCGUGAAGUCCCAACAUGUGUUAUUGAUAUUAUUGAUAGACUUAUAAUUUUGAAUUCUGAAGCUAAGAUUCAUUCUUUAUUCAACUAUGAACAAUCACAUAUCUUUGGUCUAAGAUUAUUAAGUGUGAUAUGCUGUGAUCUGGACACUCUUCUCCUAUUAGAGGCUCAGUAUCAAGUAUCUGAAAUGUUAUUAAACGCUCAAGAAGAAAAUAUCUUAGAGACUUCUGAGAGCCACAGGGACUUUAUAAUUGAUGGCUUAUCAGUAGAGAGAAAUCAUGUUCUUGUUAGAAUAAAUCUUGUUGGUGGGCCAUUAGAACGGAUUUUGCCUCCGAGAAUGCUAGAAGAGAGUGAUAAUCCAUAUCCUUGGCCAAUGUUUUCUUCAUAUCCUUUGCCAAACUGCUAUCUGUCAGACAUUACAAGAAAUUCUGAUAUAAAACAAGACAGUGAUCUUGGCAAGCUUUUAUUGUGCCUCAAAAUAUCUGAUAAACAAACUGAAUGGAUAGAAAACUGCCGAAGACAAUUUUGCAAAAUAAUGAAAGCCAAACCUGAUACAAUCAGUGGAGAGGCCUUAGUAGAAUUACUUGAAAAUUUUGUGUUUCAUCUCACUGAAAGCCAGUCUGAAUGCUACUUCCCUUCAGUGGAGUAUACAGCUACUGAUGCAAAUGUGAAGAAUGAAAGUCUUUCAUCUGUGCAGCAGCUUGGCAUUAAAAUGACUGUCAGGUAUGGCAAAUUCCUCAAUCUCUUAAAAGAUGGAGCAGAAAGUGAUCUUGCCUUGGUUUUAAAGCAUUGUGAGAGAUUCCUGAAACAGCAGCAAACUUCCGUAAAAUCUUCUCUUCUCUCCCUGCAAGGGAAUUAUACUGGCCAUGACUGGUUUGUAUCUUCUCUGUUCAUGAUAAUGUUGGGAGACAAAGAAAAAACAUUCCAAUUUCUUCAUCAAUUCUCCAGGCUUCUGACUUCUGCUUUCCUUUGGUUGCCAAGACUACAUAUUUCUAGUUACCUACCUAUUGACACUGUCAAAUCUGGCAUUCAUCCAGUGUAUUUUUGCUGCACCCAUUAUGUUGAAAUGCUACUGAAGACUGAGUUGCCUCUUGUGUUUUCAGCUUUUCACAUGUCUGGUUUUGCACCAUCACAGAUUUGCCUGCAAUGGAUAACCCAGUGUUUUUGGAAUUAUUUAGAUUGGAUAGAAAUAUGCCAUUAUAUUGCUACUUGUGUUUUCCUUGGUCCUGAUUAUCAAGUGUAUAUCUGUAUAGCUAUAUUCAAACAUUUACAACAAGACAUUCUACAGCACACUCAGACUCAAGAUCUGCAAGUUUUCUUGAAAGAAGAAGCACUGCGUGGGUUUCGAGUGAGUGAUUAUUUUGAAUACAUGGAAAAUCUGGAACAAAACUACCGAACAGUGCUGUUGAGAGACAUGCGGAACAUUAGAGUGCAGAGCACAUAGACCAUGAGACACACAGCUUCAAUUUAUGUUUUAUUUAUCUUUAAGGGCAACGUGGGGAGGGGGUUGGGGGGAGCGUGAUUGUUUUCUGACUGUGUCUGUAACAACAUAAACUUUGUGAAUAUACACAUUGUAAAUACUGAGAGGUUUUGAAUAUAAUGGUACAUUUAGGUAGGUAUGAACUCAAUUUGUGAAUUCAUUGUUGUAAGUUUGUUGUUUUGUAAAGUUAUUAUAGAAUCAGAUCUAGCUUACUGAUAGUUCUUAUUCACUUUAAGAGUUAGUGCUGGCUGGGUGCGGUGGUUCAUGCCUGUAAUCCCAGCACUUUGGGAG